Drosophila biarmipes is the source of this 909-nucleotide messenger RNA. RefSeq lists its product as uncharacterized. NCBI's taxonomy places the organism in Eukaryota, Metazoa, Arthropoda, Insecta, Diptera, Drosophilidae. The coding region runs from base 61 to 819 and encodes 252 amino acids. The record is from RefSeq and is a predicted model, not a curated record. Gene Ontology annotation, molecular function: oxidoreductase activity. The transcript has a single exon.
CUGAACUUUGAUAACAUCAAAAGUUUCCGUCAAAGAAAUCCAAAUUCCAAGCGAUACAAAAUGUUCGAAAGUGAUGUUAGACACUCGGACGUAUACUUGUCCCUGCUUUCGCGACAUGUCCACAGAUACCCAGAAGAUGGAACCCACAAAGCGUGGGUGCUCCCGCGCAUAAUGAUUCUGUUCGCCAGCGGGGAUGUGGACGAGGUGGUGGAGGUUAUAGUCUCCGAUAUGACCCACCCCAUUGGAAGUGGGCAGGUGGCCAGUGUCCUAGUGGAGGAGUCCAUAAGAGACGAAGUGAUAAGGAAGAUUCGUGCGAAUCUGAGACCCAUGAACGAGCGCAUUCAACACCAUCCAAAUUACCUGAGUUCGGUGAAGCUCAUCGAGCGGAUGAACUGCCCAACCAUCCACAUAGAGGAGUUCGAUGAAACAGAUACGAAGAGGCGAUAUGGUCGCAGAAUGAAAGGAUCCCCUAUAAUAGUGCUGGACUUCCCCCAGUACUACUUCGGCGACAUACCUUCGGCCAUAAUAACCUUGAGUACCUUUCGGAAUCUCCAUGAGGUGGUGAAACUGUAUAAGCGGGAGGGCCUGCCCUUCGAUUCGGUGUCCGUGUGGUCUUCGAAGUUGGCCCAGUGCUUCGACCUGGUCACCAGGAUCUCCGAGGCCUGGCAAUGGACUUUCAACUGCAUUAACGAGUCUAUCAAAUUCCCCAAACAGCCUGCUGUGCCAACUUCUGGAGUUUUUGUGGUGGCGGGCUUUCACUAUGAGGUUCAUGUCAUAGGGGACAAGAUCAAAACCAUAGUCUUUCCAAUUAUGCAAUAGGUAUUACAUCGAAAAAUCAUUACUCCAUGUGAAUAAAUGGCCUACAUUUGUUUUUAAUAAAAAUCUAACACGGAAUUUAAGGAAAUAAAA